GCCAAAAUGUUGGCACUGCCGCCGCGGUCAUCCAGACUGUGAGCUUCAGCUGCAAGCAUCUUUUCUUUUUGCUGUCUCCCUGUGUCCAGCAGGUCUUGUUCAAAGUCAAAUGUGCGCCGUAAACCAGAGAGCCAGUAAUCGCUGUUGUUUCUAAUUCUGUAUACUCCAUAACUGCAUAUUUCUGCUGUGCAUAGAAAAACUACUGGACGGUGCGAGGGUGAGUGGAGACUCAGAUUCCCAUCGCCCGGUGAAGAACCUGGGCUCGUUACGGACAGACAGAGCUCACUUUUGCGGUCUUGCAGCUAGAAGGCACCAACGGGUGUUAUGUCAGAUUUUGCAAACCCAUAGUAACAUGUAAAGUACUGGACCAAAAGAAUCACUCACCAGCUGCUGAGACGCGCUGUGCAACGCAAUAAUGGCGCUUGUUGCUGUGCAGACUUCAUCGUUUUCCGGGUACAGAGUUAACCCUUUGACUCACUCUAAAGACGUUUUAAAGCAGCAAAUCUUUUAGUAUCGCACAGCUUCUGAGGACAAUCCGUGGAGCACUGCCUGUCUUAGCCGCUAUGAUUGGAUAUAGUGAGGCGGCAGCAGCUUAGGCGCGCCACGUUCAUCCACAAGGUGUCGCUGUGGUCGUGUCACGUCAAAGCGGUGCUGUGUUUUGGUCCGCAGAGGGAGCGCACUUCCGGUUGCUGUGUCUGAUCCGUGAUGGCUGCGAUGUUUACGUGUUGUCUGGGCUGCUGUGGCGAUGCUGGUUCGGGGCAUAUUCCCUUAAAAGAAAUGCCCACGGUUCAGUUAGACACUCAUCACAUGGGCACAGAUGUUGUUAUUGUCAAAAGUGGUCGGCGGAUAUGUGGAACUGGAGGGUGUUUGGCCAAUGCCCCUUUGCACCAAAAUAAGAGUUACUUUGAAUUCAAGAUUCAGUCCACAGGUGUGUGGGGAAUUGGUGUGGCUACUCAAAAGGUAAAUCUUAACCAAGUGCCUUUAGGCAGAGACAUUAACAGCCUAGUCUUGAGGCACGAUGGCUCUGUAUACCACAAUAAUGAAGAGAAAAACAGACUGCCGGCAAACAGUAUUCCACAAGAGGGUGACAUUGUGGGAGUCACAUAUGACCAUGUGGAACUGAACUUAUAUCUGAAUGGAAAGAACAUGCAGUGUCCUUCCUCAGGCAUUCGAGGCACUGUAUAUCCUGUCAUUUAUGUGGAUGACAGUGCCAUCUUGGAUUGCCAGUUCAGUGACUUCUAUCAUACACCACCACAAGGAUUUGAGAAGAUCCUAUUUGAACAACAGAUUUUCUGAAAACUGUAUUACAAAGCUUGUAUUUCUCUUUAAAUGUUUUGUCCAUCAUAAAGAAACCUAUGAAUGUUUGAUAUUAAUGGUCAACUCAAAACAUUGAUCAAAUCUUAUGUGACUCCAGUGGCUUCUCUUACCCCAUAUUGUAUGUUUAACUUGCUGCUUUUCUUGGUGUCUCCUUCAUAAACAACACUACUGCUCACUUGAACACCAAGUUAAAAUGACAGUGAUUCUUGUAAACCUAUUACCAGAUAUUUUUCAUUGGCCUCCUCGGAAACUUAAGCACUUUCAUUUAGUUGCAGCUGAUUCAUUCAUGUAAGGUUGCGGGAAAGCCUAAUUGCAAUGAUAUCAAACGUUAUGUUAGAACAAGCCAUGUGUCAGGUAUACCAUUGAAUUUUUUUCAUGACAAAAUUGCAUCUUUAUAUAUUUAUAUCAGUCUGUUUAUUUAUAUUUGUUGGAUUUAAUUUGAUUGCAGUGAUAAGCUGCUUACAUUAUUGCAGACAAAUACUGUAUACUUUGCCUUAUUAAUUCUUUCAUUCUUUUAUUAAUAUCUUUCAGUUAAAAAAAAAAUCAUGUUGAUUACAUUUGACAUUUUUAACAGUUAAUCUGAAUGGCACAGUCUAUUCUCCAAUGUAUCAUAUUUUAACAACUAUUUCAAAUGUGUGUCUUUGAUUGCACUAAUGUCAGUAUAAAAGUAAAACCAAAUAUUGCUGGGUUAAAUAAACCAUUCGCACAUUGUCUA
Periophthalmus magnuspinnatus is the source of this 2032-nucleotide messenger RNA. RefSeq names its product SPRY domain containing 7b (gene spryd7b). Lineage: Eukaryota; Metazoa; Chordata; Actinopteri; Gobiiformes; Gobiidae. Gene Ontology annotation, molecular function: protein binding. The record is from RefSeq and is a predicted model, not a curated record. The coding region runs from base 706 to 1296 and encodes 196 amino acids. The transcript is spliced from 6 exons.